Messenger RNA from Entrophospora candida, 318 nucleotides. Lineage: Eukaryota; Fungi; Glomeromycota; Glomeromycetes; Entrophosporales; Entrophosporaceae. The record is from the annotation of a GenBank genome assembly.
AUGUCAAAAAAAGGAAAUCUGAUUCAAGCUGUUGUUAAAAUUAUUAAAAAGUUAAAGGAAAACGUCAAACUUCAUCUAGGUUUUAUUGAUAGUUUAAAAGAGCUAAAUAAAGGAAUGAGAAAUAAAUUGAAUGGGGAAAUUGAAAACAAAGAGAAUCAAAUAAUUGAGAAGAAAGAUGAGCAAAUCAAAAAACUUCCAACGAAAAAUAAGCAACUGAAAAAGUUAACUCCUCAGGAAUUAUUAGAGGAGACUAACAAGUUAAAAGUUCAACUAACACAACUACAACAACAAAAUGGUCAAUUGGUUGCUCAAAUUCAA